AUGCAGCGCCGAAGCAGCUGUCAAGCUUGUCAAGUAAUACGCCAUGUCAACCAUCCAAAGCUCCGCGGCUUCCCAUUCUCUGCUCCCUUGCCAGCGCACCCAACAAACCAACAACAAAAGCCAAGGGGAAAUAGAAAUCAUCGCUCGUACUCUCAAGUCACUGGCUGCACACUAGCGGGCGAGCGAGAGGCGAGAGGCGAGAGGCGAAUGUAG
Messenger RNA from Plenodomus lingam JN3, 213 nucleotides. The record is from RefSeq and is a predicted model, not a curated record. NCBI's taxonomy places the organism in Eukaryota, Fungi, Ascomycota, Dothideomycetes, Pleosporales, Leptosphaeriaceae.